Molecule: messenger RNA, 4814 nt
Organism: Oncorhynchus gorbuscha (pink salmon)
Lineage: Eukaryota; Metazoa; Chordata; Actinopteri; Salmoniformes; Salmonidae
Gene: gripap1
Product: GRIP1 associated protein 1
Exons: 28
Coding region: 236-2983 (915 amino acids)
Biological process (GO): neurotransmitter receptor transport, endosome to postsynaptic membrane; regulation of modification of synaptic structure; regulation of recycling endosome localization within postsynapse
Cellular component (GO): postsynaptic recycling endosome; extrinsic component of postsynaptic early endosome membrane; glutamatergic synapse
Source: RefSeq, a predicted model, not a curated record
AUGACAAUACCUAGCUAUGGAGUAAUGUUUAGAUUAGGGAAAAUAGUGAUUAGUGCACUCCCUCCCUCAUCUAAAAGCCAAGUCGUCCGAUACAUUUACAUUUCUAUUUACAACUACGUCGUGUUUUCCAUAAGGAUAUACAGAAAGGCAUGAAAGUAUAGCCUAUUCCCAGGGGCACUUUUAUCACACAGGACCUCUGCUAAUAGCAGAGUCCUUCCUAGCUGCUUGAGUGAAGAUGGCGCAGGCACUAUCAGAGGAGGAGUUCCAUCGGAUGCAGGCUCAGCUUUUAGAGCUGAGGACACAGAACUACCAACUUUCAGAUGACCUGCGGAAGAACACAACUGAGCUGAAUGCUGUUCGUCUGAAGACUGUGACCUUGGAGAAAGAUUACAUCAAAGCACAUAAGGCUCUGAAUAAAAGCAAGAAAGCUCAGGAGGUGGAUGCAUUACUCAGCGAGAACGAGAUGCUGCAAGGCAAGCUGCACAGCCAAGAGGACGACUUCAGACUGCAAAACAGCACCCUGAUGCAGGAGCUGUCCAAGUUAUGUACUCAGAUAGAGGAGCUACAACAUGAAAUCAAAGAGCUAAAGGAUGGCAAGGGGCUGCAGGCUGAAUCCUCCGGUACCAUCUCCAUCUCUGUGGAUGGAGAGUUACUGCGCCUCCAGGCAGAGAACGCUGCCCUUCAGAAAAAGAUGACGGCCCUUCAGGAGCGCCAUGAGAGUGAGAUAAAGAGCCAGAUGGGAGCGGAGGUCAGUGAAACCAAAGCCUCAGAGACAGAUGGCCUGGCUGACACCAACGGUGUCCGGUUGCACUCUGACGUCAGUGAGACCAGGGAGGACUCUGCAGCCGGAACCAAUGACAGACUGGAACAGGCGGAGGCAAAGUGUGCCAAACUGGAACAGCGAGUGACUGAGCUAAGUGGACCUGCAGUGAGGACCCCCGGGCUAGUUAUGAAACAGGAUGCUCUUAGGUGGUCAGCACUGUGUCCAAAUCCAAUAACGCAAUGCUUUGGGCCAGAGGUGGAGCUGCAGCUGCACACUGAGGUGGAGGAGAAGCGCCUACUGAAGGAGCAGCUCCAAGCACUAGAGUCAUCCAAACAGGCAGACAUCACUCAACUUCAAGAAGAAAUAGCAAAGCUCUCUGAUAAAUUGAAGAAAAAACAAGACCGCUUUCUGCGUUCGCAAGCUGAAAAAGAAGCCCUUUAUAAUGACAGCAGGACUAAAAUCGAUGAGAUUCAACAGAGGAAGGAGGAGGAGCUAAAGUCAUUGAACAUCCGCAUCCAGAAGUUACAGGGAGAUCUGCUGUCAGCAAACCAGAGUGUUGGAGAGAUGAAGGAGCAGCUACAGAGCCGACAGAAGGAGCAUGAGUUAGUUCUACACACACUCAGAGAUCAGAUAGCGUGUCAGAGUGCUGUGAGUCAGGAGCAGGUGGAGAAUAUCCUGACUGAGAACGAUGCUCUCAGGACUAACCUAGUCGCUCUGGAACAGAUUCAGACAGUGAAGACUCAGGAGAUGAACCUUUUGCAUGACCAAAACACGGCUCUGAACGUUGAGCUGCAGCAGAGACGGACAGAGCAGGAGAGCUUCCUGGCACAGAGAGAUGACCUUAACUCUCAGCUACAGGAGGGGAACCGUGCCAACAGCAGACUGUUGGAACAGCUGACUGUAUUGGACCAAUGGAAAGACCGAUUACAGCAAGAGCUGGAGGAGGCUAAAAAGACAGCUGACAAGCGGAAGGCCAUGCUGGAUGAACUGGCCAUGGAGAUAAUCACAGAGAAGUCCCGGCACAAGGAGGAGCUGAGCGACGUGCGUCUGCAGCAUGAGAAGGAGGUGCUGGGGGUGCGGGCACGCUACGAGAAGGAGCUGAGGGGACUCCAUGAGGACAAGAACCGCACAGAGGAGGGGAUCCGCUCACAGCUCCGAGACGAGAAGGCUCGCAAUAAGGAGCUGGAGGGUCUGCAGCAGUAUGUGGAGGAGCUGCAGGCCCAGGUCCAGUCCAUGGAGGACACUAAGGGCUGGUUUGAACGCAGACUCAAAGAUGCUGAGGAGAGCAUGGAGAAGAGCUGUCUGGAGCACCAGGAGAGCACGGAGAAGCUGCAGAAAGAACACUCUCUCCAACUAGAGGUAAAGGCAUCUGAUAUAGAUGGUGUGAACCUGCAGUUGACAGAGGUAGAGAAGGAAAGGGAUGUGCAUUUUGAAACCAUUGGAAAACUGAAGCAGGAGAUUAAAGACACGGUGGAUGGCCAGAGGAUCCUGGAGAAGAAAGGUAGUUCAGCACUGAAAGACUUGAAGAGGCAGCUACAGCUGGAGAGGAAGAGAGCUGAUAAACUCCAGGAGCGACUACAGGAGAUCCUCACCAACACUAAGACCAGGACAGGCCUGGAAGAGCUGGUGUUGUCAGAGAUCAGCUCUCCUAGUCCUAAGCAGCAGAGGGGAGAUAACAGCAGUGUCUCGUCCUUCAGCUACGGGGAGAUCAUGAAGGAGGGAGCCACAUCACAGAGCAUCAACAAGUCCGCCAGUGGCAGCCCCCAGUCCCAGCGGCCUGCUGACCUGUCUGAUGAUGAGGUUGGGGAGCUGUUCCAGAGGCUGGCUGGGGUGCAGCAGGAGAAGUGGAUGUUGGAGGAGAAGGUGAAACACCUAGAGGUCAGCUGCUCCUCCAUGGCUGAUGACAUCUGUAAGAAAAGUUCUAUCAUCGAGACCUAUGUCAUGGACAGCAGGAUAGCACAUGGUGCACAUGGUGCAACGGCGGUUGCCCAUCACGUGGGCCAGGUGGGGGGACAUGGACAUGGCUUGGGCUCUGUGCUCAGGGACCUGGUGAAGCCUGGGGACGAGAACAUGCGGGAAAUGAACAAGAAGCUGCAGAACAUGCUGGAAGAACAGCUGACCAAGAACAUGCAUUUACAGAAGGACCUUGAAGUUCUGUCUCAGGAGAUUGUCCGUUUAAGUAAAGACUCAAGUCCUGGAGCUGGCUCUGCUACGGGCUAAAAGACUGGAACAAGUCCAUCCUCUCUGCCCUCUCUCUUCACCUGUUUCUGUGGCCAACAAGAGGACAUUACCUAACUGACUGACUGAACCUCUGGCUGGGAACACAGAUGAAAGGAGAGGGAUAGAGGAGGGUAGGAAGGGGUUAGUUCUCUUGAAACUGCUUUACUACUGAAUGUACUUACUGUAACAUGUCUUGGUUCUUUCUGUGGUAUUGUGAUCUGACUUCUGUCUGUCUGCACUCUCUGCCUCCCCACUCUGGUGUGAUCUGAAGAAUAGCAGAAGGCAACAAUGUCUGGAUGCCAGGACACAGUGCUUUACUGGUUCACGACUUCAAGAGAUUGUUUAAUGUUGCGAAUAACAAGAGACGUUCUGCCUACUCAUAUAGAGGCUUAAGCUGUUGUGUUUUGCCUGUACUCGUAUUCAUUUCUUUAUACUUUCAACUCUGCAACUCUUGUUUUUGUUUGUAUAAAUCCUGUAUAUAUGAAUAUGAAAAAUCAACUGUAGUGAUUUAACUGUCCUCAGAGUAAUAAGUAUUGUAAUGAAACAGCAGGGUCGUUACAGUAUUGUAUAUGAGCCAAAAUGAUUGUAAAGAUUUUAUGUCCGUCAUACAUUCUAGAUGCUGAAAUGUCCAGUUUGAGUUUGUCUGGGGAAAGUGUGAGUAUCCUAAAGCCAGUAGUAAAAAAAUAUAUAUAUUUACAAAAACUCAAUAACAUGCAUAGUGUUGAGGACUGGACCAAACCACCACUACUUUUUGGGGAAUGGACAAAACCACUCCUAUCUCUGGGUCGCUGGACCACACCACCCCUGUGUCCACUCACUGGGUUAGAUCUCUGUGCUCGUUUCCUUUUAAUCUGCACCAGUCCCGUGACUGCAGUAGAAUCACAGAGGAGGCCUUAGCAGCUCAGCAUCUGGUGUCAACAUGAACAUUAUGUCCAACUCCACAGAGACUGGCUGGAUGCCUGCUUUGUGGCCCGCUUUCAAAAUGUCACUUUGGCUGCUUUCUCUAUCCCCAAUUAAGACUCCAGGUGUGGUUAGUUUUGCACAUUUAAUUCCGGCUUAACUCCACUUUGAUAUUUUCUAAAAAAUAUUAGAUUCCAAAUAAGAGGAAGCAGAGGAUUCUCUCUGAUGAGCAGAUUAAUUUGCCCCCCUGGUUGAGGUCUAACAAUGGUGUCAGUUGUCUUGAGUUCCACUCUUCCUUCACUCUGGCAAAGCUCAUCAGUGUGCUCGCUGAGUUCCACUCUUCCUUCACUCUGGCAAAGCUCAUCAGUGUGCUCGCUGAGUUCCACUCUUCCUUCACUCUGGCAAAGCUCAUCAGUGUGCUCGCUGAGUUCCACUCUUCCUUCACUCUGGCAAAGCUCAUCAGUGUGCUCGCUGAGUUCAACACUCUUCCUUCACUCUGGCAAAGCUCAUCAGUGUGCUCGCUGAGUUCCACUCUUCCUUCACUCUGGCAAAGCUCAUCAGUGUGCUCGCUGAGUUCCACUCUUCCUUCACUCUGGCAAAGCUCAUCAGUGUGCUCGCUGAGUUCAACAUGGACAGGAAACUCAUCACCAAUCAAUACCUGGCCAUUACUGUGUGUCAGAAGAACUGGCCCCAUGCCCUGUAGGAUGAGGAAAACAUGAAUCAUGUGAAGCUGUGCCUUCUAUUUCACCUGUCUUUGACUUACUUAGCAAAUUUCUUAUUUUAAAUGACUUCUCAACAUGACUGAACAGCAGUAGCUGGGCAGAUCAGAUGGUAUAACACAGGGUGGUCUAACACAGCGUGCAUACCUACCUGUGUUAGCCUUUUAUACUUCUCAACAUGACUGAACAGCAGUAGCUGGGCAGAUCAGAUG